Penicillium soppii is the source of this 1041-nucleotide messenger RNA. RefSeq lists its product as uncharacterized. The record is from RefSeq and is a predicted model, not a curated record. Bases 1 to 1041 code for a protein of 346 amino acids. Gene Ontology annotation, molecular function: hydrolase activity. The transcript is spliced from 2 exons. Lineage: Eukaryota; Fungi; Ascomycota; Eurotiomycetes; Eurotiales; Aspergillaceae.
AUGAGCAACCACAAAAUAGUAGACUCCCACAUCCACCUCUUCCCCGCAACCCACCUACAAACCCUAUCCUGGCACAGUCCCUCAAACCCACUAGGCGCGCAACACAGCGUCAACGAAUACAGACACGCAACCAAAUCUUCUCCAAACCUCCGCGGCUUCAUAUUCCUCGAAACAGACCGACUAUCCUCGCUCACUGAUACAACUCCAGGCUGGAAACAUGCUCUGGACGAAGUCUCGUUCCUAACCCGCAUUGCAUGCGGCACACCCAUCGCCGACGAAGGACAUACUCCCACAGACAAGGAUCUGUGUCUGGGCAUUGUUCCGUGGGCGCCUGUUCCCGCUGGCGCGGACGCUGUGGCGCGGUACAUGGGACUUGUGCGGGAGCGGGCGGGUGAUGUUUUCGGGUUGGUAAGGGGAGUCAGAUAUCUUGUUCAGGAUAAGCCUAGUGGUACGAUGGUAGGCGGUGGAUUUGUGGAUGCGCUGAGGUGGUUGGGGAGGGAGGGGUUGGUGUUUGAUCUUGGGGUUGAUGCGAGGUCUGGGGGGCUGGGACAGUUGAGGGAGGCGGUUGAGAUGAUGGAGAGGGUUUAUGAGGGGGUGCAGGAGGCUGAGGCUGUGACUAUUGUUAUAAACCAUAUGUGUAAGCCGAAUCUUCGCUUGGCGAAUGUGCGCUCACAACCUGAGUUCCUGGAAUGGAAGGACCUUAUUACGAAAAUGGCUCGGGUUCCGAAGACUUAUAUGAAGCUUUCUGGGGCGUUUUCGGAACUUCCGCAGCUGGAAACCCAGUCGGGGCUGGAUAUCAUGACGAUAGUUGAGUGUGUUCAGCCGUGGACUGAUGCUGUUUUUGAUGCUUUUGGGGCCGAGCGUGUUAUGUUUGGGUCAGAUUGGCCUGUAUGCAAUGUUGGGGGAGGUGGGAAUGAUGUCUCGUGGGGAAGAUGGCAGUCUAUCGUGGAGCAAGUUUUAGAGCAGAGAGGACUGUCUGAGGAGCAGAAGGGAGGCAUUUGGGGAACUGUUGCUUUACGUGCGUAUGGAAUUGGGGUUUAG